Messenger RNA from Populus nigra (black poplar), 2193 nucleotides. RefSeq lists its product as uncharacterized. The record is from RefSeq and is a predicted model, not a curated record. Gene Ontology annotation, molecular function: snoRNA binding; protein binding. Bases 100 to 2031 code for a protein of 643 amino acids. Gene Ontology annotation, biological process: maturation of SSU-rRNA from tricistronic rRNA transcript (SSU-rRNA, 5.8S rRNA, LSU-rRNA). The transcript has 6 exons. NCBI's taxonomy places the organism in Eukaryota, Viridiplantae, Streptophyta, Magnoliopsida, Malpighiales, Salicaceae. Gene Ontology annotation, cellular component: small-subunit processome; Pwp2p-containing subcomplex of 90S preribosome.
CAACUACCUUUCUUAAACCCUAAACACAAAUCUCUCAAAAAACCCCUCCUUUUUCUCGCUGUCCAGCGCGUAGUGAACUCACCAAACCCGAAAACAGCCAUGGCGGACACAGUCCAAUACAAGCUCGAACGGAUGGUCGACGAGCUAGACGACCUAGAACGUAAAGGCAUAUUCACGCGGCAAGAAAUAGCAGAGAUAGUGAAACAAAGAAGAAAAUUUGAGUACAGAUUGAAGAGGCCAAGUCCUUUAAAGCAAGAUUUCUUAGCAUAUAUUGAUUACGAGACUCAACUUGACUCACUACGUAGACUACGAAAGAAAUCAGUGGCGCGCGAGCUGGAGAAGCAAGGGGAUAAGAGGAGGAGGAGAAAUAAAAAGUCUGUUUCUGAUUUUGCUGGGAUUUCAAGGAUUGUUGAGAUUUAUAGAAUUGCUGUUAUGAGGUUUAAGGGAGAUUUAGAUCUUUGGUUUAGGUAUUUGGAGUUUUGUAAGGAUAAAAAGAAUGGAAGAAUGAAAAAGGUUUUGGCUCAAUUAAUUCGGUUUCAUCCAAAGGUGCCUGGAGUUUGGAUUUAUGCUGCAGCUUGGGAAUUUGAUCAUAACUUGAAUGUUUCAGCUGCUCGUGCUCUUAUGCAGAAUGGUUUGAGGGUAUGCCCACAUUCAGAGGAUCUUUGGGUAGAGUAUCUUCGGAUGGAAUUGACAUAUCUUAACAAGUUAAGGGUGCGGAAGGUAGCGCUCGGAGAGGAGAAGGAAAAUGUGGUUCGUGAUUACGAUAUGUUGCUUGAUGAAGAAAGAGGAAAUGAUGAUGGAUCAAAUGCUGGUACUGAGGUGUCAGAGAAGAAAGUGGAUUUGUUUCGAGAGAAAGGUUUGCUCAUUCUUCAGACAAUCUAUACUGGAGCUGUUGAAGCUCUACCUUCUAGUUUUGGCUUGAGAAAGAGGUUAUUAGAGAUACUGGAAGCAACAGACUUGACUCAUUCAGAAGAAAUGCAUAAGGAGAUGCUAAGUGAUAUGAAAAGAGACUUUUCCAGAGAACCAGAAUAUUGGGACUGGCUUGCAAGACUUGAAAUGACUGAUUCUAAGAGUAUGUCAGAGAUGAGCGUAACUCUAGCGCUUCCUCAGUUUCAAAAGGCAAUUCAGGUGUAUGAGGAGGCUUUACAAUUUGUGCCUUCUCCAAUGAUGUUUAAUUUAUAUAUAAAGUUUUUGAUGGAUGCUAUUGCUCCCAAAGGAGGAGAAAAUGAUCCUUCUAAGGUCUCCAGCCCCACUGAAGAUUAUAUUUCACACCUUUUGGUGGUAUACGAGAAGGCUGACGUGGUGGGAUACAUGACUGAGGAUCUUGCUUGUCAAUAUGUUUCAUUUUACCUGCAACUUGGUAGGUUUGAUGAAGCCAGAAAACUUGCAGACAGGCUUUGCAGCGGAAAACUCUCAGAUUCAGAAAAGUUGUGGAUUUUAAGGGCCUCUAUGGAAAUAAAAUCUUUUAAUGAUGAUACUUCUGCACCAAGUAAGGAUGAUUUCCAAUAUGUGUUAGGACUCCUUAGAAGUGCAUUGACUAAAGUGUCAAUAUCACAAGCUGAGGACUUAUGGCUAAUGGCACUCAAUUUUUUUGCAAAACAAAAGAAAUAUCUGGACAAGCUGGUUGAGAUGUCUCUUAUCUCAGUAGCCAAAGAUGGUGGUAGUGAUGAUGGAUUUUCCCUCUCUUCUGCUAUUGUAAAUUUUAUGCUUCAGAAGGAUGGAAUUCAUAAAGCAAGAAAGACAUAUAAGCGAUUUCUCGCACUACCCCAUCCUGGUCUUGCUUUGUACAGAUGUUGCAUCGAGUUGGAAGUGAACCUUGCAUCUGUUGGUGAUAAGGAUUGCCUUGCAAAUGCCCGAAAAUUAUAUGAAUCUGCACUCGCAACUUAUGGCCAAGAUGUGACCUUGUGGCAAAAUUACCACUCGAUGGAGAUUAAGUUGGGAACAUCGGAAACAGCAAAUGCUGUUUGUUGGCGUGCACGGAAGACACUCAAAAACUCUGCUGCAUUUGUUGCUGCUCCAGAUUUGUACUAAUCAAGUGUAUGGUUGCUAAUUUUGACAAAGGAACCAGUAUCUUAUUUAUUCGUGUAGUUGAGAAGAAGGUACAUGAAAACAGUAACAUUCAUUUUAUCAAAAUCUGUCUCACACAUGUAGUUGGGUUAAUGAGUGGUAGAAGGAAGCAUGAAAUUUAUCCAA